Messenger RNA from Anopheles darlingi, 723 nucleotides. RefSeq names its product probable phosphomevalonate kinase. Gene Ontology annotation, biological process: cholesterol biosynthetic process; isopentenyl diphosphate biosynthetic process, mevalonate pathway. The transcript is spliced from 2 exons. Gene Ontology annotation, cellular component: cytoplasm. The record is from RefSeq and is a predicted model, not a curated record. Gene Ontology annotation, molecular function: phosphomevalonate kinase activity. The coding region runs from base 90 to 671 and encodes 193 amino acids. Lineage: Eukaryota; Metazoa; Arthropoda; Insecta; Diptera; Culicidae.
GCCGUCGAAAGCCUGCUGGUUGGGGAAAGUUAUUCGCUGUCGCUCCACCUCGACACAUUCCAAGUGCAAGACUUCAACGCCUAGGAGCGAUGAGCGAGGUGGCCAAAGAAUCCGUUCAGCCAAGUAUCGUUCUGUUGGUAAGCGGGAAAAGGAAAUGUGGCAAGGACCACCUUUCUGAUGCGCUCCUAAAGCGGCUCGGGCACAACCGUGCGCAAAUCCUACGAAUCUCGGAACCGAUCAAACGGUACUGGGCCACGCAAAAGGGGCUGAACCUGGACGAGCUGCUCAGUGACGGUGCUUACAAAGAGAACUACAGGAAGGAGAUGAUUGUAUGGAGCGACGAACAGCGCCACGAGGACUAUGGGGUGUUUUGCCGGGAGGCUUGUCGCACGAUGAAUCGCGAAAUCUGCAUCGUCAGUGAUGUGCGCCGCCGAACGGAUGUACGGUUUUUCCGCGAAACCUUCAAACCCAGUCGCGUCAGGACGAUAAGGAUCGAGGCCAGUGACGCCACACGGUUAGGGCGCGGCUGGCGGUUCGAGGCGGGUGUUGACGACGUGCCUUCGGAAUGCGAUCUGGAUGAUUUCGACGAGUGGGAUCUGCGCAUUGACAACAACGGUCAGGAUGAUAUAGAAACUAUACUAGAGCGAUUGGUCGCCCUCACGAACGGUUAGCACUCUUAAAAAGGUUCAUGCUAUACAAGAUCAGGGUUAAGGUUUGGUUGAG